Messenger RNA from Arachis stenosperma, 2352 nucleotides. RefSeq lists its product as uncharacterized. Bases 103 to 1803 code for a protein of 566 amino acids. The transcript has 11 exons. Gene Ontology annotation, molecular function: protein binding. Lineage: Eukaryota; Viridiplantae; Streptophyta; Magnoliopsida; Fabales; Fabaceae. Gene Ontology annotation, biological process: regulation of ubiquitin-dependent protein catabolic process. The record is from RefSeq and is a predicted model, not a curated record.
AGAGCAACGGGAAUAGCAGGAAAAAACUAGUACACCUGAUUGCUCGAAAGUCAAAACCUCUUGGCCAGAGUUACAGUUCACACAAUUAAUUGCAGAGCUGCAAUGGCAAAACUGAAGAUCGGAGGGACGUGGGCGGGGGUUCUGGAAGACGUGGACUUGGACAGUUGGACCGUACCAAAGCUGCGGGAAGAGGUGGCCAGGCGCUCCAACUGCUCCCCUGACUCCAUCAGUCUCAUAUGCGCCGGCAAAAUCCUAAAGGACGAUGACGCCACCGGCGGACACGGAGGAAAUGGAAACUUGGCUCAGGUGGGCGUUAAGAACAAUUCCAAGAUCCUCGCCUCUCGUGUCUCACCUCAGGAAGGCAAUUUGCUCAGGCAGGAGAUCAUGGCCGAAGAAGAACGCUCUCGCAGGCUUUCCCGGCUCAGGGCAGCUGCAACUGCAUUAGCGGAAAGACAUGCAGAUGGUUCACUACCUGUUGAAGAUUUCAACAUAGAAGUUGAGGAUCAAAGUGGCAAGAAAGUACGUCUAGGUUCUGAGACUGAUCAAAGGGCAGUAAUGAUGGGAUUGAUGCUUCAUGCAAAGGGAAAACGUCUUAUUAAACAGGGAAAUUACAAAGAUGCACUAGAAGUGCUUAGCAUGGGAGAGGAGUCAUUCUCACUUUGUGAUCCAAAAGUUAUUGAGCUUAUUGACAAUGUUCCAAUUCUGCAAAUAGACAUGGUGUGGUGCUACUUUAUGAUACGAGACAUCAGAUGGCUCUCAGAUGCAGGAAAGCGUCUUGAAAUGGCUAGGGUGGGAAUUGAACGUGCUCAUGGGAAGGAUUCUUUCCGCCUCAGACUAUUACAAGGAGGGCGCUAUCCAGAAUUAGCAUUACAUUUGAGACUGGACCUGCUUGAAGGGGUGGUCACAUAUCAUAGUGGCCAGUUGGACAAAUCAAGAAAAGCAUUAGAUUCUGCAAAAGCAAAAUUUAACCAGCUGCAAGUCCCAGAUGAAGCCUUAUCAUUUCUUAUGAGCAUGGGCUAUAAAGAACGUGAUGCAAAGAGAGCAUUGCGAAUGAACAAUCAAGAUGUGGGAAGUGCCAUUGAUUUCCUUGCUGAGGAGACAACGAAGAAAUUGCAGAAACAGGAGGAAGAUAUCCGGAGAAGAACUGAAAUUAGGGAGCAAAAGCGGUAUGGGAUGACACCGUUGAAGAAAGCUGUUGAUCUAGAGAGAUUGAAGGAAUUGGUCUCUAUUGGGUUUGACAAGGAGCUCGCUGCUGAAGCCCUUCGAAGAAAUGAAAAUGACACUCAGAAGGCAUUGGAUGAUUUGACAAAUCCAGAAACUAAUUCCGCUUUGCAGGUUCAUAUUGAGUCGAGGAAAAGGAAGAGACAGAAACAAGCAACGGAAACUCAAAUUGAAAAAGUUGUACACAUGGGUUUUGAAAGAUCAAGAGUGGUUGCUGCCUUCGAGGUCGGUGGCACUUUAGAAGAAGUAAUCCAAAGACUGACGGCACUGCCUGAGGCUGACCAUACGGCUGAAGCAAUUCAAACUGCUGCUCCUGAUGGCAGUGCAAGUUCAUCUGCGCCUUUACCACAUAACGUUUCUGAAAUGCUAGAGCAAAUUAAUGAUGUGGAAGAUCCGUCGGAUCUCAGCAAAGCAGAAGAGCGAGAUGUGGAGAUGGAAGACGAGCUAUCUGCAGUUAUAGUGAAGACUGAUGCACUGGCUGACUAUGACAUUGAAGUGAACAUAGAAGGGGAAGCCAUAACCGAGUACUUGGCUCUGAUAGAGGCUGCAGGCAGCUCUGGGAAAAUGGCUCUUUCCCGGUAAAAUAAGUGAAAAUGAAAGAUAAUAAAUACUCAAAUUCGUCCACAAGGAAUUUCAAAUCAGAGAUUCUGCUCCUUAACAAUUUAUCUUUUUCUUUAGAAAGAAGUCCUCGACAAUUACUCCCGUCAGACAAAUUAGUAUUUCCGCUGUUCUGAAUGGACUAAUUUGUCUUAUAAUAAUUUUUUAAAGAUCUAAUUGUCUUAUAAGAAAAUUUUCAGUAACUUAUUUAUCAAGAACAUAUAUUAAAAAAUCAAUUGAAAGCGACCAAGUGAUCAAUUUGUCUAUCGAAAGUAAUUCUUGAGGACUUCUAAUGAAUAAAAACUUGUUGGGGACUAAAAUAUUCAAUUUGAAAUUUGUUGGAGGGAUUAAUUUGAGUGUUUACUCAAAAUAAUAGUUUAUGUAAAUAGCAGGAUGAUGUAGUUUAGUAUUGAAUAUUUGUCAUGGGCGUUAUUGUGUGCAUGUGUGCAAAGUAGGAUGAAUACAUAUCUGCUCAUUCACCGAAUACUUCCUAUAGUACUAAUUUGGAAAUUCCAUAUAUCAUUAUUUUCUUAA